Closterium sp. Yama58-4 is the source of this 951-nucleotide messenger RNA. The record is from the annotation of a GenBank genome assembly. NCBI's taxonomy places the organism in Eukaryota, Viridiplantae, Streptophyta, Zygnematophyceae, Desmidiales, Closteriaceae.
AUGUUCCCAGCUUGUUCUAGCCCGAGCCCGCGCGCGUUGCAUCGUGUCGCACGCGCAUCGUAUCUUGAAACCUCCUCCCUUCUGGCGGCGGCGCACGGGCGACUAAGUCGAGGGGUGGCGACCCUGACGAGUCGCAUCGUGUCGCACGCGCUGGGGCUGGAGAGGGACCUCAGCAAGGAGCAAUUCGCGGCGCUGCUGCCACCUCACUCUUGUCCUUUUAUUUCCAGUUGCAUUGCCCCCAAUUUCCGUCUAAGAUAUCUGGCGCCCCCGUUCUUUUUCUCACCCCUUGUCCCUGCCUUUUCCCCCUGGACCCUAAUCCAUGUCCAGUCCGUUUACGUGGACGGUCAUAUCCUCGCCGCGCCGCAACGCGCGGCGGCCGCCGCGUCGGCGGCGCUGAACACCCUGGCGACCGCGGCUAUCGACCCCGCGUCGCUGCGGCUGGGCCACAGAGGCGACCCGCUCGCGUCAGCCGCCGCCGCCGCUUCCGCGUCCGAGUUCCCCGCCGUACCCGGCGGGAUCUUCGCGCAGCGCAGCCGGAUCGCGGCGACGGUAGGGCCGUUCGGGCUCCCCGUCACCGGCGGGUGGCUGUCGUCGCGCUACGGGUGGCGCGAGGCGCGCAAGAAAUUCCACAAGGGGAUCGACAUAGCCGUUGAGGAGAACACGCCGGUGGUCGCGGCGCAGGCGGGGCGAAUCUCGUUCGCGGGAUGGCGGAAGGGGUACGGAUACGUGGUGGUGGUAGAUCACGGGAAGGGGUACUCAACACUAUACGCGCACUGUAACCGGUUCGUGGCGCGGAAGGGGGAGGCGGUGGGGAAGGGGCAGGCGAUCGCGCUGUCGGGAAACACGGGGCACUCGACGGGGCCGCACCUGCACUUCGAGAUUCACCGGCACGGGUCGCCUGUCGACCCGCUGCUGCUGCUGCCCGCGGAAGCCGCGCGCACGGAGAGAUAG